CAGGGCCGGCAGGUUUGCAGCGGGGUUUCGGCUCAGGUUCCGCCCCGUCGCGAUGUCGAGGCCUCCGGGGCUGAGAUCUUCCGUCUCCAGAUCGGAGCGGUAUUUUCGGUGACGGGGUUGUGCACAAGCAACGUGAAUGUGUGCCGAAGAGGAGGAUAUCGCGAAAUUACUCCUCGAAUGUGCAGGGUAAUUUAAGAAUAGGGAAGGCUCAGAAAUGUUGGGAGAAGGGGCUUCAACCGAACAUGAGAGAGGUCAAUGGUGCGCAAGACCUCGUGGAGUGUCUGUCGAGCGCCGGAGAUAAGCUGGUGGUUGUGGACUUCUCCCCGGGGUGCGGCGGAUGCAGGGCCCUGCAUCCGAAGAUAUGCCAAUUGGUGGAGACGAACCCGGACGUGCAGUUCCUUCAGGUGAACUAUGAGGAGCACAAGUCCAUGUGCUAUAGCCUCAACGUUCAUGUUCUCCCGUUUUUCCGAUUAUAUAGAGGCGCUCAUGGCCGGCUCUGCAGUUUCAGCUGCACUAAUGCCACGAUAAAGAAAUUCAAAGAUGCAUUGGCCAAGCACACCCCAGACCGUUGUAGCCUCGGCCCAACAAAAGGUCUGGAAGAGAAAGAGCUCCUGGCGCUCGCAGCCAACAAAGAUUUGUCUUUCAACUACACGCCAAAGCCAGUUCCCGCCAUGGAGCAGGAGGAAGCAGUGGCCGAACCUGUGGUGUCUCCCGGCCAUCCGGACCUUCCUCUCCCCGUUUCACUUCCCCUUCCCUCAUCAACCUCUUCGGACCAAAAACCUUUGGUUAAUACAGCAAGAUGAGGUUGUCAACUAUAGUAUUUGGCCUACAUCUCUCUUCUUCUUGUACAGGCAUUUUCUGUUUUUCUUUUUUUCUGGGCUUGUUUCCCUCUUUACGGUGCUUACGAAACAAGAAAGUGGUAAAGA
This is a messenger RNA of Syzygium oleosum, 926 nucleotides long. RefSeq names its product thioredoxin-like 1-1, chloroplastic. The record is from RefSeq and is a predicted model, not a curated record. Lineage: Eukaryota; Viridiplantae; Streptophyta; Magnoliopsida; Myrtales; Myrtaceae. Bases 243 to 803 code for a protein of 186 amino acids. Gene Ontology annotation, biological process: cell redox homeostasis. The transcript is spliced from 3 exons.